Messenger RNA from Aureobasidium musti, 1002 nucleotides. The record is from the annotation of a GenBank genome assembly. NCBI's taxonomy places the organism in Eukaryota, Fungi, Ascomycota, Dothideomycetes, Dothideales, Saccotheciaceae.
AUGCCUACCUGGUUGAACUUGCAUCGCAAAGCUGAGCUUGCCGAACUUGCUGGCCAAGUCGGCAUCGACGAGUAUGCAUACCAAACGCGUCAUCAGAUUGUUGCUCUUCUCGAAGAGCAACUUACAACCAACGCGUCAACAUACUCUGAGUAUCCUUCUUUCGAGGGCUACUAUGCUCGCAAGGGCUCUCCCACAAAGCGCGAGUCGGGCUCAACUCCAGCAGCCGAACCAGAAGUGACCAGAUCUGUGCGGAAACGCGCUCCACGCAUCAAGGGCGAGUCUGACGCAGUUGAGGCACCUAGAGUUGAGGAGCCCUUGAUCGAGGAGCCACGUAUCGAGGAUUCGAUGCUUCUCAGCCCACCACGCAUGGCACUCCCUCCUUCGCCUGCUGUCGUGACCGAUGCCAUUGAGGAGCAGACUGCCCGUAUCUCUGAGGGCAUGAACAAGCUCUGGACUUCAUCACAUAUCAUGGACGUGCUUUACGAAGCUCGUCUCGAUCUUUCUUCCGUCACAGGCGUUCAUUUCACCAUGCUUCUUCUUGAAUCUGCAGCACUUCAUUACGCGACUGUCCCAUGGAAGUUCGCAUUCGAUGUCCCGAGUCUGUUCGGGUUCCCCAGCUUCGCGGUAUUCCUACCCGACGUGUUUGUGUUCCUCACUCAUCACUACUGGGCACCUUCUUUGCUUUGGGCUACGAUGAACUUCUGGGUCCCUCUUGCUACUGGUUGGAUGUUCAACUUGUCGCUCAAGCUUAAGAAGAAGGAUGGCUUCGAGGACUACAGACCUGUCUAUCGCAUUGAUCCUUUGAUGUUCAGUAUCGCCAAAGCUCUGAUGUCCUGGAUGGUAUAUGCCCAAGGUAACAGACUCUACGGAUCCUUUGCGGACCAGACCGUUAAGACAGUCGAGGAUGCUAUGCCUUACGGCUACAGCGGUGCCAUGAUUGCAGCAUACAUCGGUAUUGUCACAAGUAUCUGGGAUGGCAUCCAGAACAAGAAGAGAGCGUAA